Haemonchus placei is the source of this 654-nucleotide messenger RNA. The record is from the annotation of a GenBank genome assembly. NCBI's taxonomy places the organism in Eukaryota, Metazoa, Nematoda, Chromadorea, Rhabditida, Trichostrongylidae.
AUGGAUGGCCUUCUUCACCGAUGCGAGUGCUUCCUUGUAAAUCACAACCUACCCUUUCUAGAAAAAGUAUGGAUAGCUGAUAGGUACAAAUUGAAUCGAUUAUUGAUUCUAUGUCUUCGGGAAAUGCGACCGAAUAGUAAAAUUGAUCUGACCGGAUCUCGAUAUUAUGCUUUAAGCGAUAGGGUCAAAGAAAUAGCUGAGCCUCCUCUGGAUUUGGAGAUGUUCCAACGGCAAUCGGAUCUGUUUUUCUCAGCGAUACGGGCGAAGACAGGACGGGUGUAUCAUGUAAAUCCGUAUUACAUGGCCGCAUGGUCGAAUGUUUUUCAGGAGCGCGUUUAUUGUUCUUCAUCGAGUGUCGAGGAGAUUUUCUGCCCAUGUUCUCAUGAAGAACUCAAAGCAUUCCUUAUGGCCAUUCAUCCACCUCAACUUCGUCUGAACGAUGAUUGCCUUUCAACUCGAGCUCGAGCUGCUAUGCUGGAUCGACUCGCGGUACUUCUCGAUGAACCCGGUAUGCAGCCCCAUCACUGCGCUAGGUGUAAGGCUACCUCGACUUGUACAUCAGUCACUUGGAUGUGUCCUCAGUGCAAAACCUAUUCGACGGAUCCGAAUCUCCUUCGGCAUCCACAAAAUGCGCAGCAGUCAUCGACUCGAUAA